AUGGCUGCUCUCGAGGAUUUGAUCCCAGUUGUAAACAAGCUCCAGGACCUUGUAUUCAAUACCAUUGGAUCUGAUACUCUGGAUCUUCCCCAAGUUGUGGUUGUUGGAUCUCAAUCAUCUGGUAAAUCUUCGGUCUUGGAAAAUAUUGUUGGUCGAGACUUUCUUCCAAGAGGUACAGGUAUUGUCACUAGACGUCCUUUGAUUCUUCAAUUAGUAAAUAUUCCUUCCAGUGCACCUCCUACCUGGACACAAAACGACAAUACUGGCUAUGGAACCAACAAUGUAAAUAACGGCUCAACUAGUUCCAAUAGUACCACCAGCAAUAGUCUUUCCAGCUCACCUGCGUCUACUCAUGGAGCCAUUGCUGGUGGCGGUCCUAAUCCUAACGCCACAUUCGUUCGUGAAGCUGAAUGGGGUGAGUUUUUACACAUUCCAGGCAGAAGAUUCUAUGAUUUUUCAGACAUUCGCCGCGAAAUCGAGUCGGAGACUGCCAGAAUCGCUGGUAACAACAAGGGUAUUAACCGUUUGCCCAUCAACCUGAAAAUCUUCUCUCCUCAUGUGCUUAACCUUACUCUGGUCGAUUUGCCAGGUCUUACAAAAAUUCCUAUUGGAGACCAACCUACCGACAUUGAGCGACAGACCAGAGGACUUAUUUCUGAAUACAUUGCCAAGCCCAAUAGUAUCAUUCUCGCGGUAUCGCCUGCUAAUGUUGAUUUGGUCAACUCAGAAUCACUCAAGCUGGCACGUCAAGUCGACCCCCAAGGAAAACGGACUAUCGGCGUUCUUACUAAACUAGAUUUAAUGGACCAAGGUACAAAUGCGUUGGACAUAUUGUCUGGCCAUGUAUACCCAUUAAAACUGGGAUUUAUUGGUGUCGUCAAUCGAUCUCAACAGGACAUCCAAGAAGGAAAAUCACUGGACGAGUCUUUGACCGCCGAAAAGAACUUUUUUGCUACCCACCCUGUUUAUAGAAAUAUUGCUCACAAAUGUGGCACCGCGUACCUGGCCAAGUCCUUGAACCAGACCCUCAUGGCCCAUAUUAGAGAUCGAUUACCCGACAUCAAGGCUCGUCUUAACACGUUGAUGGGCCAAACUGAGCAGGAAUUAGCUUCUUAUGGUGUCGAUAGUUCGUACAGUAAGGAGAACAGAGGCCCAUUAAUCUUGCAGCUCAUGACCAGAUUCGCCUCGUCUUUCAUUGCAAGCAUUGAAGGUACUUCUUCAGAAAUCUCGACCAAGGAGCUUUGUGGUGGUGCCAGAAUCUACUAUAUUUACAAUGAAGUGUUCGGCCAAUCUUUGACUAACAUUGAUCCUGUUGGUACUUUAUCUCAUAGCGAUGUUCGUACUGCCAUUCGUAACUCUACAGGACCACGUCCAUCACUUUUCGUUCCCGAGCUUGCAUUUGACUUGCUAGUAAAGCCACAGAUCAAGCUUCUAGAGGGACCUUCGCAGAGAUGUGUUGAGCUCGUGUACGAAGAACUCAUGAAAAUAUGCCACAACUGUGGUUCGACUGAGCUUUCCAGAUACCCUAAAUUGCAAGCCAAACUUAUUGAGGUUAUUUCUGAUUUAUUAAGAGAGAGAUUAGGUCCCACUUCUGCGUACGUAUCGAGUCUAAUUGACAUUCAGCGCGCUUACAUUAAUACUAAUCACCCUAAUUUUGUUGGUGCCGCAGCUGCAAUGGCUUCUGUGCUGGAAGAAAAACAAGCAAAGGAGAAGAAAGUCAAGGAAUUGGAAAAGGCUGCUCAUGAAAAGAAACUUCUUGGAGAUUUAGCAUUCAAUGGAUCUGCUGCUACAGAUGGAUCCGACACUCCUGUAAGCGGCCAGGAACCGCCUGCUGACCAUAUUCUUCAAAAUGGGUCUGCUGAUCAAACCAAGAAAAAGCACCGUCCUAGUAGCUCGUCGAAUCCUAUUACUAAUAACGUUCCUGCUACUCAUGAAGCCACUCCAAAUGGCCAUAAAGAUUCAUUCUUAAACUACUUUUUCGGAAAGGACGGUGCUGAACAAAGCUCUGUAGGAGGUCACAGUGCACUCUCUGCCCGCAGUAAGGAUUCGCCAUUUAUUCAAUCUCCUGCAGCAUCUGACCCCUCAUCCGCUCGAUUUGACUUGCGCGAUAUUGAAAGCAGUCUGGACAAUCCACUGGAGCACUUUUCUGAGCGUGAACAGCUGGAGUGCGAGCUCAUUACAAGAUUAAUUAUUUCCUACUUUGACAUUGUUCGUGAAAGUAUACAAGACCAGGUUCCCAAGGCCGUCAUGCAUUUGCUUGUCAAUUUCAGUAAAGAAUCAGCUCAAAACAGAUUGGUCAGUGAACUGUAUAAAGAGUCUCUCUUUGAUGAUUUAUUAUAUGAAGAUGAGACCCUGGCUCAAGAGCGGGAAAAAUGUCAAAAUAUGUUGAAAACAUACAAGGAGGCUGCUAGAGUGAUUGGUGAAGUAGUAUAG
Molecule: messenger RNA, 2433 nt
Organism: Sugiyamaella lignohabitans
Lineage: Eukaryota; Fungi; Ascomycota; Dipodascomycetes; Dipodascales; Trichomonascaceae
Gene: DNM1
Product: dynamin-related GTPase DNM1
Exons: 1
Coding region: 1-2433 (810 amino acids)
Biological process (GO): mitochondrial fission; peroxisome fission
Cellular component (GO): microtubule; membrane; cytoplasm
Molecular function (GO): microtubule binding; GTPase activity; GTP binding
Source: RefSeq, a predicted model, not a curated record